AUGCACAAUGAAAGUUUGGACAAUGAUUACAAGACGAAGGGCUUCGGUCUAGAGAACACUAUCCACGUGACUGCUCCCAGCAUACUGAACAAGCCCUCGCAAACGAUGCCUCAGCGGUCGCCAUUUGCUAUCCAGGAGCUCCUUGGGCUCAGUGACUCCCAUCACAGGUCGCCCACGGCUGCCGUGUCUGCCAUUACGCCCAAUGUGUAUCCCCAGCGCCACCAUCUGCAGGCGCCCACCUCGUGUUUUCCCUCCGACCAUGGGUUCAACCACCACCACAUGACCAUGGCGGCUAGCCGGAUGGCUUAUUUCAACGCUCAGGCGGCGGUAGCGGCGGCUUUUUUUCCGAAUAAUAUUGCCGCGGCGGCGGGGAUGAACAACGGGGCAGGUUCUCCGGCUGCGGUUUUGGGACUGGCUGCCCAUCAGACUGGGGGGUCCGGUGAGUCAUUUUGA
Molecule: messenger RNA, 453 nt
Organism: Phaedon cochleariae (mustard beetle)
Lineage: Eukaryota; Metazoa; Arthropoda; Insecta; Coleoptera; Chrysomelidae
Source: the annotation of a GenBank genome assembly